AUGAAUGCAUCCAAUACUAGUUCGGAGGCUUUAUUUCCAUCGAGUUAUCCUGAGUACGUAUACAAUUUCGCCUAUGGCUCGAACAUGCAUCCAAAUACUUUAACUCGCCGACGAAAAAUUCAACCCAUUGAAUCUAUUCCUGGAAUUUUGGAAGGAUGGCAGUUGACGUUCGAUUUGCGUGGUAUUCCAGGUGUUGAGCCAUGCUUUGGAAAUAUUAAAGAAAAUCCUGACUCGGAAAUUCAUGGAAUAUUACAUAAGAUGACUAGUAAAGAUUUUAGACAUCUAAUGACAACUGAAGGAGGUGGAGGAGUAGAUGCAAAUGGAUACAUACCGACAAAAUUGAAUGUACAUGCUUACGACGGUCGUAUAAUUGAAGCUUAUGCAUUAGUAGUGCGUCAAACAAGUCCAGCCAUAUUGUGUCAUCAUGCAUUGCCCAGUAAUAGGUACAUUGGUCUUCUACGUAAUGGUGCAGCACACCAUAACAUUCAUCCAUUGUACAUUGAAUAUUUACAAUCUCUACCUUCGAUCGAACGUAACAAAUUUAUAAUGGUAUUAGUUACCAUUGAAAUAUUAUCAGUAGUUACAUUGUUAUCUCCCAUCUGGAUCCCUACAGUAAUUUAUUAUGCAUGUUUACAUAGAAAAGCACAGAUUCGAACAUUUCUUUUUAAUAUGAUUGUAACUAAUUUAUGGCGCAUUUAUCGUUUGUGUGGAGCAUGGAAAGAUAUUCGACCUUAUUAUUCUGCACCAUUUCCUCGAGGCAGUACUUAUUUUAAAGCAAACACAGACGGCUUCCGUACUGAGGUUACGAUUGAUGAACACACUUUAUCAGAUACUGCAUCAGAUAUUUCAUCGGAAUCGAAUUCAUUUGAAUUAUUGCCAAACGUUAUCAAGCAACGCAAGAAUAAUCAAAGUAUGAUUGAAGUAGCUCAACAGGAGUAUCCUGAAUGA
Molecule: messenger RNA, 948 nt
Organism: Rotaria socialis
Lineage: Eukaryota; Metazoa; Rotifera; Eurotatoria; Philodinida; Philodinidae
Source: the annotation of a GenBank genome assembly